AACAAACCCUUCUGGAAAGAUAGAAAGGCAGGCUUGGUUAGCCACGAACAAGCUGGAACUUAGCAGAGGGCUGUCAGUACUGUCAGGGGACUGGCACAGCUCAGACUCUCACCAUGCUUGCUAUUGCAACUUGCCUGGUGGCUAACAUCUGCUCAGCAAUCCAUCUCUGGACUCUGCUUCUCACUCUUCUUACCUUGCUGCUCCUUGCUGACUACCUCAAAAACAGGCGCCCCAAGAACUAUCCUCCAGGGCCCAGGCGCCUGCCAUUUGUGGGCAACUUGUUCCAGUUUGAUUUAGAUGUGUCACGUCUGCAUUUGGGGAUCCAGCCGUUUGUGAAGAAGUAUGGAAACGUAAUUAGCGUGAAUUUUGGUUACAUUUCUUCAGUGAUCAUAAGUGGACUGCCCUUAAUCAAAGAAGCUAUCACUGGCAUGGAACAAAACUUUUUGAAACGCCCCAGUUUAGCUGCAAGGCAACAUGUAUUUAAAAAUAAUGGCAUUGUUUUUUCUAGUGGCCAGACAUGGAAGGAGCAAAGAAAGUUCGCACUGACAAUACUCAAGAAUUUUGGAUUAGGGAAGAAGAGCUUGGAGCAGUGUAUACAAGAAGAGGCUUACCAUCUUGUGAAGGCCAUAGGAGAGGAGAAAGGACAGCCUUUUGACCCUCACUUCAGGAUCAACAAUGCUGUUGGCAACAUCAUUUGCUCCAUCAUCUUUGGGGAGCGCUUUGAGUAUGAUGACAAUCAGUUUCAGGAGCUACUGAAGUUAGCAGAUGAAAUCAUAUGUUCUGAGGCAUCAAUGAUGUCAGUGCUCUACAAUGUCUUCCCAUCCAUAUUUAAAUAUCUUCCUGGACCACAACAAAAACUGUUUAGCAACUGGGAAAAACUGAAAUUGUUUGUUUCCCGUAUGAUGGACAGUCACCGGGAAGAUUGGAAUCCUUCUGCACCAAGAGACUUCAUUGAUGCUUUCCUUACAGAAAUGACAAAGUACCCAGACAAGACUACUACAAGUUUUAAUGAAGAAAAUCUCAUCUGCACUGCUCUGGACCUCUUCUUUGCUGGAACAGAGACAACAUCUAACACACUGCGCUGGGCUCUCCUCUAUAUAACUGUUAACCCAGAAGUGCAAGAAAAAGUACACUCUGAGAUUGACAGAGUGAUUGGACAUGGGAGACACCCAACCUUAGAUGACCAAGACUCCAUGCCCUACACCAAUGCUGUCAUCCAUGAGGUGCUGAGGAUGGGCAACAUCAUCCCCUUGAAUGUUCCCAGAGAAGUAACAGCUGAUAGCACACUGGCUGGAUUCUACCUGCCUAAGGGCACCAUGGUUCUGAUCAAUUUGACUGAUCUGCAUAGGGACCCCAAAGAGUGGGACACUCCAAAUGUCUUCAAUCCAGAGCACUUUUUAGAGAAUGGGCAGUUUAAGAAGAAAGAAUCCUUUCUGCCUUUCUCAAUGGGAAAGAGAGCUUGCCCUGGGGAACAAUUGGCCAGUUGUGAACUGUUCAUUUUCUUCACUGCUCUUAUGCAAAAAUUUACAUUCAAGUCCCCAAUCAAUGAGAAGCCGAGCCUGAAGUUCAGAAUGGGCCUAACACUUGCCCCAGUCAGCUACCGGAUCUGUGCGGUCCCUAGAUUGUGAUGCUGGAGCAAAAAGGAAGAAAAAGAACAAGAAGAAUUGGAGUAUGCCCUGAAGAUUCUUGGCCUUGCUCACAUAAAAGGAGAAAGGCAUAACAGAAUGAAGGAGAUUCAAGAAAUACUGAAGAAAUUAGGCUAAGAAAUUGAAUCAAAUAUCUGGAUUCCUGGUGCCUAAAUUUGGCAGUGAGAAAAAUCAGUUAUGAUCUCAAUGGCAUAACUUUCCAUUUAAAAGUUUCAAGGAGAAUGGUACUUUUUCCCUAUAAAGUAAUUCGUUACAUUAAAUUAAAAAUAAAUUAAAAUUCAAAACUAAA
Messenger RNA from Mus musculus (house mouse), 1935 nucleotides. RefSeq names its product cytochrome P450, family 2, subfamily j, polypeptide 11 (gene Cyp2j11). The coding region runs from base 114 to 1628 and encodes 504 amino acids. The transcript is spliced from 9 exons. Gene Ontology annotation, molecular function: heme binding; iron ion binding; oxidoreductase activity, acting on paired donors, with incorporation or reduction of molecular oxygen, reduced flavin or flavoprotein as one donor, and incorporation of one atom of oxygen. Gene Ontology annotation, cellular component: endoplasmic reticulum membrane. The record is from RefSeq and is marked validated. Lineage: Eukaryota; Metazoa; Chordata; Mammalia; Rodentia; Muridae.